Molecule: messenger RNA, 306 nt
Organism: Paramuricea clavata
Lineage: Eukaryota; Metazoa; Cnidaria; Anthozoa; Malacalcyonacea; Plexauridae
Source: the annotation of a GenBank genome assembly
AUGGCAAACCCUCCAGCAGUGAAACAGUUUGUCAGCGAAAAACUUAAUCUAAACGGCGAAUGGGUUAGUCCAGGAGGCGAUAAGAAAUUAUUUAAUGAUGGCUACAUAUCUAUUUCGUGGCGAAAAAAUAAGAAAGCCUUACUGAUCGACGGCGAUGAUCGGGAUAAAUUUAAGAGUAAACUCUGCAGGAUGAUCUGUGCGAACGAUUUCAAUAAAGGGAAUAUGUGCGAAGAAACUACGACUGUGAAUGUUGAAUGCCAGUCCGCCUCUCCUAUGCGAGCGCCGUUAAGCGAGCUAUCAACCGAG